This is a messenger RNA of Cannabis sativa, 1059 nucleotides long. RefSeq lists its product as uncharacterized. The record is from RefSeq and is a predicted model, not a curated record. Lineage: Eukaryota; Viridiplantae; Streptophyta; Magnoliopsida; Rosales; Cannabaceae. The transcript is spliced from 2 exons. The coding region runs from base 398 to 853 and encodes 151 amino acids.
GUGAAAUCGACGUUAAAAAAGUAAAUUAUGAACAACAACCGUAAAAUAACACUAAAAGAAACAAAAAAAACUAAAAAAUAAAUAUAGUAUACUGCAGUAUGAAACUUAUAAAAAUACACAAUAAAAAAGUAAAAAAUACCGUCUCACAGUAUUUUCGUAAAAAAUGACAAAAGUUAGUAUACUAUCUAAAUUUCCCAAAACAAAAUUGAGUAGACUAAACUCAGGUACUUACGAUGGCCCAAACUCUACAGCGUUAGAGACCGAAGAGCCGGCCCACGUAUAAAAUGCUCAAUUCCAACCUCCACAAAAUCGUCCCCAAAAUCAGAGUUAGGGUUAGGGUUUAAGGCAUUCGUCCAAAAAAGUCAAGGGGAUUGAUUCAGUCUGUUUUUUACGAGCCAUGGCAACGGCGACCACGAACGUUACUGGAACCGUCACAGAAAAGAGAAAACCGGUCUUCAAGAAGGUGGACACCCUUAAACCAGGCACGACCGGCCACACCUUAACCGUCAAGGUGGUCAGUUCCAAGACCGUGAAGGUUGGAAGCAAGGCUACCGGACGGUCGACGGCGAUGCUCAUGGGUCGCCCUACGCAACCUUCGCGGAUCGCUGAGUGCCUCGUCGGUGACGAGACUGGGACUAUCUUAUUUACGGCUCGUAACGAACAAGUGGAUAUGAUGACGCCUGGGGCUACCAUCAACCUACGUAAUGCAAAGAUUGACAUGUUCAAGGGGACAAUGAGGCUAGCAGUUGACAAAUGGGGACGUGUUGAAGUAACUGAACCAGCUGACUUUGAAGUGAAGGAGGACAAUAAUCUUUCCUUGGUUGAAUAUGAAUUAGUUAAUGUUGAUAACUAAUAAUUUAAUGUCUAGAGUGAGAGUGAACGGUAUAUUGUGGGAGUGAAUAUUUUUUAAGAUUGCUGAAAAGAUGGAUUUGUGUUUCUUACCUUUAACGGUUAACUGGGGUUGGUUGCCAUUUUUAUAUAUGAUUUACCCAAAUUUUGUUGAAGAUGUUAUAUUUAUCAAUGCAAAAGGAAGUCUCAUCUUCACUGAUGAUUUUAUGA